AUGUCUCUGACUGAUGCUCAGGUGCAUCCCUUGCGAAUCAACAAGACCACCACUCCAGGCAAAUCUCCUUCCACAAUGGCGAGCGGAAUCCCUCGUCCGCUGUCGGAACUUUCACCGACAGAGAUGAGAAGAAACUCGCCCAGCUGGCACAGACAAUCGAAUGGUUCUCCCAAGAAAUCUUCAGGAAACCCCGAUUCGUCACCCUUCCAAUCUUCCCCUUCAGAAAUUACCUCUCCACGCCUGUUUUGGCAGAACCGCAACACAGAAAACAUCUUUGGACCUGGAUCCCCAUCGUCACACCGCCGCUCUUCCAUCGAGCGCCUUCAAAAAGCAUCCCGCGUAAAGAACAGCAACAUUCUAGCACUCGAGCAAAAACAAGAAUAUGAUCCCACACGACUUCCUCAGAUCGAAAGACCGCUUGCUAAGGUCCAAGCAAAUUCGUUCCAUGGAUCGACUGCGUCUUUCCGCUCAUCAACCACUGACCGCCCCAACUUUGGACAUGGCCGAAGUGAGAGCGCAAUGACGGUUCCCACCAUCAGCCCAACCAGAUCUACAACCUCUCAAUCCGGAGGUUCACCAAAUCGUCCCCUCACACCAAGCCGGGAUCAAGUGUCACCUACAAAGUCGUCCCUAUCCCACUCCCGGUUCAAGAACAGCUUUGAUAUGGAAACUGGCACCUGGACCUUUGGCUCUCCCGAGGAGGAGGAGGAUCACCCCAUGGGUCGCCGUCAUGCAAAGAGUGUGACUUUUGAUGCUGCACCUCCGCAGGUGAACGAAUAUGAAAUGACAACUCCCGACCUCUCAUCUAUCGGGACCAACUCUCGUGAGGGAAGCUAUGAGUCGUUGGAGUAUGACGAGGAGGACAGUGAUGUUCUCUACGAUCCUGGACAUGCUGAUCUCGAGGGCGACAGCUUUGAUGCUUCUCUCGAAGACACAGACAAGACACCUGUCGUUGGCCCAGACGAUUGGAGAGGAGACAGCCCGAUGACAACACGCACUGCCCCGCGCGAGUUCGACGGCAGCCCUAUGCCCGAAACACCCCGCGCGUCAUUGAAUGGCGGUCGUCCCCUGCAUGUACGCUCUGAUUCCACUGCUUCUAGCGGUGAGCACCGACCUCUACCGCCUCUUCCUGGCUUCUUGAGUCAUUCCCGUAACAACUCAGCACCAUCCUCUCCCGCCUCCCCUAGCCUAUCGGCAACUGCAGAGCGAAUGCUUGGAAAUCAGAGGAACCUGCCCUCUCCUCCUGCCGCAUCACCCGCGAGCAAGCUGGACAUUCAGAGUAUUGGCAACGCCAAGAUGUCGCUUGAGGAGCGACUAAGGCUCAUGAUGCUGUCUGAUGAUAGCGAUGGCAAGACUGCGGCUGAACAGCAGCGUGAGCGUCGCCUUCGUAGGGGUAAUGGCCGCGAGCGACUGAGCAGCCCCAUCUCGGAGCCUGAGGAGUCCAUGAUGAGCUUCAAUGACGCUCUUGAGGAGCAAGACGACAUGGUCGGCGAGAUGUCGGCACUUGAAGACUACCAACUCCCCCCUCGCAUCUCGCGUGACUCAAUCAUGCGAAAGGUCAAUGGAAACAGCAACUCUGCUGACCAAGACAAGGACUGCAUCUUCACUUCUCCUCCUGCCUCGCGAAGCCCUAGCCGAAGCCCUGAGAGACAGAUCCCUGACGACCCUGAUGUUCCUAUUCCUUCUACCGAAGACUCUCUUCUCUCUGAGGAUGACGAGACGGAGGAUGACGAUGAGGAGCAGGAAGGCAGUGUCAUCAUCAGGAGAAUCCCUGAUAGCGAGAUUGAGUUCUAUGAGGACUCCGAUAUCGAUUUCGAUGAGGAUGAGUCAAGGCUGGAGCUGCCAGUAGACGAUGAUAGCGAGAGCCACUAUUCUUCGCAAGAGCCCACACCACGGGAAAUCAAGCUCGAGGAGGUCGAAGCCAAACUUCAAGAGCAAGUCCCAGAACCUGAGGAGAUUCAGGAGGAGGUGACAACGCCUACAACUGCCACUCCCAUACAAAGUCAGAGCAUGUCUUCGCUUCUUGACAUCGCUUCCAAUGACAAGGACGCGUCGUUCUCGCGAGACUUUGAGUCUUACAUGCUUCCUGAACCACAGAAGCCCGAGGUCGACGACGAGCCUGUCAAGGAAGACAAGGAGCCCCAGCCUGAGGCGCCCAAGAUGGCCGAUGCCCAGGCCUUCCUUCAGCGACCAUUCACUCCUGAGCAACCUCUAUCCAAGCCUGAAUACGAUGGCACUGGCUGGGGUGACCCCGAAGACGAGUAUGACGACGAUUGUCCAAGCACGCCAGACUCAGUCAUCCAUCACCCAGUUCCUGCUAUUGAGGAGCCUGAACUACCCGCCAUCCCUGAGCGAACUGCCACGAUCAAGGCGACUGGUUCAAAGCUCAAGACUCGUCUUUCCAACACACCUUCCGACCUCAAUGCUAUGAGAGAAGCCCGCCGACAAGUCAGCAUGGAGGUUCCUGUCGUCCCACCAAUUCCUGACAAGCAUACCAAGCGACUGUCCAGGGACAACACCGGACUCUUAGUUACCGGCGACGAAUUUAUCAACAGACAUCCUAGCUUUAAGAACCGCAGUUUGACUUUGGAUCUCGACCUAGGUCUCAGCCUCGAUCAAGACUUUGAGCGAGUCAUUGAGGCACAAAAGGUGGCUUAUAACAACCCCUUCCUUACCCAACCUCCAACAUACAAUUCCAGCCCAAGCAGACAAGUGUCUGCAACCAGAAGUCAACAACACAAUAAUGAAGAACUCGAUGCUAACGUAACAUUUCGUCGCCAGCGCGGUUAUCUUAUGCGACAAAACACUAAGGUUGUCACGGCGAGUGACAAGGACAUGGAAGAAUUCCGUGUUACAAGGUCAGUUGGGAACUCUCCCGUCAAGGAGGACAGGCCGAUGUCGUGCAUUGUCGAGCCUUGGAACGGAAAGCCCCGCCAGCGAAGCGUCCGAAAGCGUGUCGGUGGCAGUAUUGGCCCUGUUCCUCCUCUGCCUGGACAAGAGAGCAACGCAACAGCUGUUAACCAGGCUGCUGUCGAGGAGGACUUGUCUCUCGAGAUGGCUACGCCGGAGAGCGGAGAAAGAGGUCGUCUUUUCGUCAAGGUCAUGGGUGUCAAGGACCUUGACCUACCUCUACCAAAGAAAGCAGAUGAGCGUACUUGGUUCAGCCUCACACUUGACAAUGGUGUCCACUGCGUGACAACAGCCUGGUUGGAGCUGGCACGCAACGCACCGAUUGGCCAGGAAUUCGAACUUGUUGUUCCUAAUGACCUCGAGUUCCAACUCACACUCAACGUCAAGCUUGAGAAGCCCAUUGAGCGUGCCAGACCGCCACCACCCGCCGCCAAGGUUCACAAGCACAAGGCGUCGACCUUCAGCAGAGUGUUUGCGUCACCCAAGAAGCGCAAGGAACUCGAGCUUCGCCAGCGAGAAGAAGAAGAACGAGCUGUUCAACUACAGAAGGAUGCUCAAGCUAAGCAGCGCAACGUCCCUCCAACAGCAUACGAGCUUCUUUCUCCUUUGGCUGCAGAGGACGGCAGCUUCGGUCGUGCUUAUGUUUGCCUUCGAGAGCACGAGAGUCGAUGUUUCGGUCGACCUUAUCUUGCUGAAGUUGCGUGCUUCAACGAAUGGGCGACCGAAGAGGCUGGUUUUGCGUCCAGCGUCAAGAGCAAGCGCGGCAACACGAACGUUGUCCGCCGUGCACCAUACAAAGUGGGUAAGCUGGAGCUUCAGCUCCUGUUUGUCCCUCGCCCCAAGAACGCUACAGACGAGGACAUGCCCAAGAGUAUGAACUCGUGCAUUCGCGAGCUCAAGGCUGCAGAGGAGAGAAUGUCCCGCAACUGGGAGGGACAUCUGAGCCAGCAAGGUGGUGAUUGUCCUUACUGGCGUCGCCGAUACUUUAAGCUUGUUGGUACCAAGCUCACAGCUUACCACGAGGCAACUCGCCAGCCUCGAGCCACCAUCAACCUAGCUAAUGCCAAGCGGAUGAUCGAUGAUCGUCGGGCCUUGACGGAGAAGGAGACCACCGGUAGGGGUGGCCGCCGUCGUCGCUCAGCGUUUGCGGAAGACGAGGAAGGCUACAUGUUUGUCGAAGAAGGAUUCCGCAUCCGAUUCAACAACGGUGAGCUUAUCGACUUUUACGCAGACACAGCUGCGGACAAGGAAGGCUGGUUGAAGGUCCUCACCGAGGUUGUCGGCCGUGACAGCCCAGAAGAGGAAUCUUCAAAUCAGCGCUCAAAAGCCAAGUGGUGUCAGUUAGUCCUUCGACGAGAAGAGCAACUACGUCGCCGCGCAUCAGGUCGCCGAGUGAACUCAAGACCUAAGAGUGCUGGGCGCCGGGCGCCAUAUGAUGACUACCUGGACCUGGCGUUCAGGACCAGCAGGAUAUUAACGAUAGACGUCUCUGUUCGCAAGUCCUCUGGUAUUGGUUUAUAUGGUUAA
Fusarium venenatum is the source of this 4437-nucleotide messenger RNA. The record is from RefSeq and is a predicted model, not a curated record. Lineage: Eukaryota; Fungi; Ascomycota; Sordariomycetes; Hypocreales; Nectriaceae.